This is a messenger RNA of Manihot esculenta (cassava), 1405 nucleotides long. Its product is annotated as PGR5-like protein 1A, chloroplastic. The coding region runs from base 132 to 1106 and encodes 324 amino acids. Lineage: Eukaryota; Viridiplantae; Streptophyta; Magnoliopsida; Malpighiales; Euphorbiaceae. The record is from RefSeq and is a predicted model, not a curated record. Gene Ontology annotation, cellular component: chloroplast thylakoid membrane. Gene Ontology annotation, molecular function: oxidoreductase activity, acting on iron-sulfur proteins as donors. The transcript has 11 exons. Gene Ontology annotation, biological process: photosynthetic electron transport in photosystem I.
UUAUCCUUAGAGCUUCUCUGUCUUUGUUCGUUUCCCUCCUAACACAGGAACAAUAUCAUAACAAGCAAAUUGCAACCCAUUAACCAAACUAAUCUCCAUAUCAUACUCUCACCUUCAGUUUCACGAUUCCAAUGGCUACCAAAUUAGCCUUCUCUUUGACUUCUCCUCGUGUCUCCUCUGCUCCUCUCCGGAAACCAUUCAGCUCUUUAUCUUCUUCUCCUUGUUCUUCUUCUUCAAGGGUUCAGUCCAUUCAGCUCAUUGGAAGGCAUUUCUCUGUUCGUCGCAGAAUCUUUUUGCUUCCAAUCAAGGCAACUGCUGACCAACAAGGUCAGGUGGAAGAAAAUGAGGUUGUUGAUAGCAAAAUUCUGCAAUAUUGUAGCAUAGACAAGAAAGACAAAAAAUCAAUAGGUGAAAUGGAGCAGGAGUUUCUUCAAGCAUUACAAGCAUUUUACUAUGAGGGGAAAGCUAUAAUGUCAAAUGAAGAAUUUGAUAAUCUCAAGGAAGAACUAAUGUGGGAAGGAAGCAGUGUUGUUAUGCUAAGUUCUGAUGAGCAGAAGUUUUUGGAAGCUUCAAUGGCUUAUGUAUCUGGAAAACCCAUUUUGAGUGAUGAAGAGUUUGAUAACUUGAAGCUAAGAUUAAAGCAAGAAGGCAGUGAAAUUGUUGUUGAGGGUCCACGAUGCAGUCUCCGUAGUAGAAAGGUUUACAGUGACCUCUCUGUUGACUAUUUAAAGAUGUUCUUACUGAAUGUCCCUGCCACUGUUGUUGCACUAGGCUUGUUUUUCUUCUUGGACGAUCUCACUGGAUUUGAAAUAUCUUAUCUUUUGGAGCUUCCAGAGCCAUUCAGCUUCAUCUUCACAUGGUUCGCUGCUGUGCCCCUCAUAGUUUGGUUAUCUCAAUCUUUCACAAAUGCAAUUGUUAAAGACUUUUUGAUCUUGAAGGGCCCUUGUCCCAACUGUGGUACUGAGAACCAGUCCUUCUUUGGAACCAUAUUGUCAGUUUCAAGUGGUGGUACCACCAACAAUGUCAAAUGCUCAAAUUGUGGAACUGAUAUGGUGUAUGAUUCAAAGACCCGAUUGAUUACUCUGCCAGAAGGGAGCAGUGCUUGAUUUGAGGAGCAAUCCAAUUUAUGGGAUCAUAGAAUAAAAAUGCUACUAACUCAUAAAGUUGGAAGGAAGAAGUGUCACCUUAUGCAUAAUUUUGGGUGACAGUUGUGGAGGAAAAGUAAAAAUUUUCAGAAGUGUACUUUGUAAUUAAUGUAUCUCCAUGGUGUGUUAAUAUUGUACUUUGUAAGGAAAUGCUUGAUAUAUACAUCCACCUAUAUAUUACAGGCAUGUCCAUUGGAAGAAGAUGAGAUCAGAAUUGUAAUGUUGCUGUUGUAUAUAUAGAUUAGCCUUGUUACCAAUCA